UGGGAUACAGACAUAGUAAUAGUAUAUUAUACACUAUGCAUCUUGCGUAGGCCAAUUUGCUUUGUAACUUUAGUUUCUCCCUUGACCCCAUUUAAGUCCUGCAUAUAUAUGCGUAGUUUUUUUUAUAGUUUUAGUGAGUGAGAAUAGCCAUGUCUACUUCAAAGAGCGUCAGCAGUUCUAGUGAAGAUGACAAUGAACUUAGAAGAGGGCCUUGGACUCUUGAAGAGGAUAAUUUGCUCUCCCAAUAUAUUUCUAGUCAUGGAGAAGGGCGAUGGAAUUUGCUAGCUAAACGUUCAGGAUUAAAGCGAACUGGGAAAAGUUGCAGAUUAAGGUGGCUAAAUUAUCUAAAGCCAGAUGUAAAACGGGGAAAUUUAACCCCACAAGAGCAACUUAUAAUCCUCGAACUCCACUCAAAGUGGGGAAACAGGUGGUCAAAAAUUGCACAAAAUUUGCCAGGCAGAACAGACAAUGAAAUCAAGAACUAUUGGAGAACUAGGAUUCAGAAACAGGCAAGACAUUUGAAAAUUGACACUGACAGCAGAGAGUUUCAGGAACUUGUUAGGCGUUUCUGGAUGCCUAGAUUGCUUCAAAAAGCCAAAGAAUCAUCUUCUUCAGCCAUGUCAAUUCAAAACCAGGCAACUCCUAUGCCUUUUGAUGGUGUUUCUCAGCAUUCAACUGUUGGGACCAUACCAUCACAUUCACACACCCCUUGGCAGGGACCUUGUAUGAAUGAAGCUGGUCCCACUUACAUGGACCAACAUGAGCAGAACUCAGACUCUGAACACAACAAUGGUUCAUGCAUCUCCUUGUCUGAGUCAGCAAAUUUUCCAAAAGUGCCUCAGCAUUUUGGACGCACCACCAUCACCCAAUAUCAUGCCUUGAAUAACAAUGACUUUGGCACCUUCACAUAUGACGGCUACAAUGUAAGCAACAAUGUCUAUGAGAUGGACAACUUCAAAACGCCUACUACAAGGGUGGCUGAGGAUGCGCAAUACCCAACUGGUGAUUGUCAAAUGGUAGGAAGCAAUUGGGUAAACAGCGAUUUUGCAUGUAACAUGUGGAACAUGGAUGAAUUGUGGCAAUUUAGCAAGUUACAAAAAUAAGAUUUUAGGGUUUGGUUUUUUUGGAGUUACCAAGACUCUAUCUUUGGUGAUGUUAUUAUUGUUAUCAUGAACUGUUGAUUAGCUACUACCAAAUUAAUUAAUACAGAUGGUGAUUGUUUUCUGUACAUCUGUUUUGCAUUA
This is a messenger RNA of Glycine soja, 1244 nucleotides long. Its product is annotated as transcription factor MYB21-like. NCBI's taxonomy places the organism in Eukaryota, Viridiplantae, Streptophyta, Magnoliopsida, Fabales, Fabaceae. The transcript is spliced from 3 exons. Gene Ontology annotation, biological process: regulation of DNA-templated transcription. Gene Ontology annotation, cellular component: nucleus. The record is from RefSeq and is a predicted model, not a curated record. The coding region runs from base 150 to 1103 and encodes 317 amino acids. Gene Ontology annotation, molecular function: DNA-binding transcription factor activity; sequence-specific DNA binding.